Anarrhichthys ocellatus (wolf-eel) is the source of this 4696-nucleotide messenger RNA. RefSeq names its product endoplasmic reticulum-Golgi intermediate compartment protein 2-like. NCBI's taxonomy places the organism in Eukaryota, Metazoa, Chordata, Actinopteri, Perciformes, Anarhichadidae. The record is from RefSeq and is a predicted model, not a curated record. The coding region runs from base 152 to 1297 and encodes 381 amino acids. Gene Ontology annotation, cellular component: COPII-coated ER to Golgi transport vesicle; membrane; endoplasmic reticulum. The transcript has 14 exons. Gene Ontology annotation, biological process: retrograde vesicle-mediated transport, Golgi to endoplasmic reticulum; endoplasmic reticulum to Golgi vesicle-mediated transport.
ACCGCCCCCUUGCAUGGAUGUGUCAUGGUGCACUAACAUUAAGAUAUCAUUGAAUAACUUAUUGAGUUAUGGCGUCCAGGGAUCCUGUACCGCGAUUUAACAUCUAACCAGAUGAUAAAAGAGGAGGUGGAGAGCAGCCCUGAACCUGAAGAUGAGGCGGCUGUCACGAAGAAAAGUCCUGAGCUUGGUGAGGGAGCUGGACGCCUUCCCCAAAGUCUCAGACAGCUACGUGGAGACCUCGGCCUCAGGAGGAACAGUAUCGCUGAUUGCUUUCGGUGCCAUGGCACUUCUGGCUGUCUUAGAGUUCUUUGUUUAUAGAGACACUUGGAUGAAGUAUGAAUAUGAAGUUGACAAGGAUUUUUCAAGUAAAUUGAGGAUAAACAUUGACAUUACAGUUGCCAUGAAAUGCCAGCACGUUGGAGCAGAUAUUCUGGACCUGACUGAGACCAUGAUCACAUCCAGCGGCCUCCUGUACGAACCUGUGAUUUUUGAACUGACUCCACAACAGAGACUGUGGCAAAGGACGUUGCUUCUCAUACAGAACAGGCUGAGAGAGGAACAUGCCCUUCAGGAAGUCCUUUACAAAACUCCCGUCAAAGGAGGUCCCACUGCUCUGCCCCCACGGGAGGGCGUCUCUUUGGAUCCGCUCAAUGCUUGCAGGAUACACGGGCACGUCUACGUCAACAAAGUGGCAGGAAACUUGCACAUCACUGUGGGAAAGCCCAUCCACCAUCCUCAGGGUCAUGCCCACAUUGCAGCUUUUGUGAGCCACGAGACGUACAACUUCUCCCAUCGAAUAGACCAUUUAUCUUUUGGGGAGGAGAUACCGGGGGUCAUCAAUCCUCUGGACGGCACGGAGAAAAUCACCUUUAACAAUAACCAGAUGUUCCAGUACUUCAUCACAGUGGUUCCAACCAGACUGAACACAUACAAGAUAUCUGCAGACACUCACCAGUUUUCUGUGACUGAGCGGGAGCGGGUGAUAAACCAUGCAGCGGGCAGUCACGGCGUUUCAGGCAUCUUUGUCAAGUACGACACCAGCUCUCUGAUGGUGACGGUCAGCGAGCAGCAUAUGCCACUGUGGCAGUUCCUGGUGCGACUUUGCGGCAUUAUCGGGGGUAUAUUCUCCACGACAGGCAUGCUCCAUGGGCUUGUUGGCUUCUGUUUUGAUGUUAUCUGCUUUCGCCUCAAACUUGGAAUCUACCGGCCCAGAGAGGAUGUGCAGCUACACAACCAGAUGAACAAUCUCAACAAUCAUCAGACUCCUUUGUUGGCCGACGAUGUCCCUCAGGAGUAGUGUUUUUUCAGGCUUUUGUCCAUCGUCAAACGUCACCGGUUUGUUAAAUUGUGUUUUUCUACUGAGAAAGGUGAAGCUGUGGUGUCUACUUGAAAAAUAGCUCAUUGUGCUACUACUACAUUAUACUACUACAAAUGCAGGUAUACUUGUGUUUAUUUCAUAUAAUACAUUAUUUCCUUUCUGUGAUGGUGUUUGUUACUUUAGACAUAAUAGCACAUUAUACGGAUUGUUUGGUUGUCAUUUUGACUCCAAUAAAAUUUAAAGAUCCACAAAUUUAAAAAAAUACCAGUGAGUUUUUUUCCCCAAAGCAUUGAUGUGUGGAAAACAUUUAAAUCUUCUUUGAAGUCAUAAAAAGAUGGGAAUGGUCCUCAAAUACUUGUCAUACUCAUCUUCUGGCCUUAAGUGGAAAUCCUUUUAAUCCAAUGUUUAAGAGGGGGAUCGUUGUGUUGCUAAUAACUUGUGUUUUAGGUGUAGCAUGUGAGGUUGUUGGUAAAUUAACAAGCGUAUAAAUAGUUAGCUUAAGAGUUAGACAAUAAGAUAAUCUGAAGCCUAAAGACAGCUCAAGAGAAUAAAAUUUAGACUAUACAGUUGAAAAUUACAAUAAAACUCUGGCUCUGCCUCAAGGUUUAAAGGGUACUCGAGUGAUUUAGUAUUGUACUGACUAAAUAUAUAAAUAAAUAAAGGCAGCAGAGACCAAAACAUCAUAACUUUUAGUCCCUAGUAUAAUUACAUGGUGAGGUAGAAGUUUCAUGGACUGCAGCACACUUUUUCUCCUCUAGUUUAUUUCAGUUUUCUCAAGCAGACUUUGAAUAGAGUGCUGUCAUAUCAGGUCAUGAAGGUGGUCAAACAGUUUGUAAAUGACACCAGAAAGCACAAGUUGAAGUCAUUGUUUACGGGUUGCUGUAGUUUGUUACGUACAGUAACAGUAGCUCCAGCCUGGGGUUUUACUGUGCCAAUGGUGCUCUGCAGCACUUUGUUGUGAAACAAACACACAUGAGCAAAACAAUUUAAACGACACCACAACAAUAACUGACAAAACCACUUCAUCGUACAGGCCUCGUACAACUGCAGACAUUUUGGUUCAUUAUCCCCCUCUAAAAUUAGGAGGACGGUUACCACGAUUACACCACAAAUAUGGGCUUUGCAUGAACAUUUAUUUAGUUCCGUCCCUUUUUCUCCCGUAUAGGCUCGUAACUGUUAUGUAUUUGUAUUCUUUCAAGAGUCAAGCCACAGACAAUACUGUACACGGUUUUCUCAUUUGUUUAGUAAAAAUCAGACUUGCCUGUCACACUUAACACUUUUGGUAAACUCUGCGGGAAGCUCUGUGGUGGAAUCCUGUGAAGACACUCACCAAGCAAAGAUCAACAGUCAAAUACAAUUUGUGGUACUCUAUAAGAAUAAUAUGUAGUUCAACUAUUUACAGAUCUUCCAAACUGGGGUAAAUGAUUCAAUACCAGGAGGGCUUUAAAUCCCUCUUUUAUAACCUAGCACUUUUGUGAUUUAGGUCCAGACUAACAUAUAGGUCACAGUGUGUCUUGCUUCAAAAUAGAAGUCCAUUUCCCCAUCAGGUAAGGUUUGGCAAACCUCAAGGCUCCGUACUUGGUCCACUACUUUUCACAAUAGUCUUCCGUUCUGCAGAAUCGUUUGCAGCUGCAACAUGAAUUUUCCCUCUGAUGCAGAUCACACUCGACUUAACAUUGCAAUAAAUUCUUAUGAUUGCUCUAUGCUCUGUCCUGUUUACUAGCUGUCAAAAGCAGUUUGAAAUAGAUUUUCUUACAUAUAGAUGAAUCUGAAAUGCUUUUUUCCCCCCUAUGGUUUACGACACAGUAGCCUUGAUGCUUUGACUUCUUAUUCACACUAGAGGUGAUUUUCUUUCUUUCUCAGCCAUAUUUAACAAACCUUAUGACCUCUUCAGUAUCCAGAGGCCUGCCUCAAGAACUAAGAUAAAUCUUAUGUCAGUAGUACCUUCAUCUUCACAUUUCUUUAAAUACACAGUCUGUAGUCUGAUAGCUCCAUCCCUGCUGCUGUCACUCUUUGGAAGAGCUGCGUCUCCUCCUGCUCCAGUUUGUGCCUCAUGUAUUAGUACUAUUGAGAGGCACAAACUGGGGCUCGGUCUCCUCCAGCUUUCAACUAUUCAACUAUAUUGCCUGCUUUAAGCUUUGGUCCCCCAACCUCACGAACCGUAGACCUUAAAUCUUGGAUAUUUGACAUCACUAAUAUUGAAUUGGACUUGGAUUUACUACAUUAGCAUUGGACCUUUUAGAAUCCCAUUGUUGUAUCUGGCGUGUCCAACGGCUACAACUUGAUAUAAUUUGUACUUUUUCCCCACCAAUGGCUCCUAUUUCACCCCCAGCCAAAUGCCUUUUGAGGUUCUGGGGGAGUUUGUCUUCUUAGAAAACGUGGGCUUGGUUGGGAGACAUUGUACAGUAUGUGAUGCUGGGCUAUACAAAUAAACUUGACUCUGAUGUUCUCUUAUUUAUAUAUAAUACACUGCCAAGGUCUACCACAUAUAUCAGACUAGCCUUUGACGCAAGUAUAAAUAUGUAAAAGUAGUAAACUUAGUUCCAGUACAAACUGCUGUACAAACAGGCAAAAAGUGGAUGAGCAUUUAAACAAACAAGGUUUAUGUUCAAAGAAAUACUGAGAUUAUUGUUUGUGAUAUUAAACAAGUGACCAGCUCAAUAGCAGGAAAGAUGGCAGAUCUGUAUGUUUCCGUAUAUAUAGUGAUACUGUUAUCUUGUGUGGUCAGAAUUUAGCUUCAAUACUCGUCUCAAUCUGUGGAUUGGCCUUGAGACAAAGUUAGUUUUGGGUGUAAUCUUAAAAAGGCAGUAGAUACACGUAAUGUAAGACAAACAGAUGCGUAUUAAAGAGAGGAGUUGGAUAUCCCAACAGUAGAAAACAGAGAAACAAAAUAAUCUUAUAGAAAUCGUCCUCCAGUGAAGCACUGCCGUAUUUCAAGUAUGAAAAAAAAAAAGUCAUCACAAGGCAAGGCAAUGUACCGAGAUUCAAGAGGAUGGAAACGAUGAUGUGGAAAAGAAAAUGGAGGUCAGACAAAAGGCUUUUCGUUGCAUAUAUAAUUGGCCACGCUGAGAAGAAAAAGGUAGGUACAAAUGAACACUUUUUUUUGGACGGGGUCUAGUGACUGAACAGUGCAGGUAAUGAUGACAGAUUUCAAAACUAAAACAAAUAAUUCAUGGCUAGUAGACCUCCAUUCCUCCCUCCGAGUGCUUCACACAACUGCAGUCUCCCACCUGUAGAGAGCCCACAGCUAAUCCGCACAUAAAGGAGGAUUUAGAGUGUCCUUUGUGGACAGUCAGAGUCUCAGACGUUACAUCCUGCUGACAGCUAAAGGCGAGGGCGGCUGUCUCUGGUUUGAGGCUUGGAGGAAGACUCAGUUGG